Molecule: messenger RNA, 1768 nt
Organism: Plodia interpunctella (Indianmeal moth)
Lineage: Eukaryota; Metazoa; Arthropoda; Insecta; Lepidoptera; Pyralidae
Product: RNA-binding protein cabeza-like
Exons: 9
Coding region: 139-1494 (451 amino acids)
Biological process (GO): regulation of DNA-templated transcription
Cellular component (GO): nucleus
Molecular function (GO): transcription coregulator activity; RNA binding
Source: RefSeq, a predicted model, not a curated record
UUUAAGUUGGCAACAUUAGCUCGGCUUUGAUUUGACACUCCAACUUCCUCUUUCGUUUUCCGCCAUUAAAAUAGGUGAUAGCGUUAGCGUGUGUUCGUGACGAACCCCAGAUUUGGUAGUAAAUCUUGUCAAUAAAUAAUGGGCGAUCCUUACGCCUCUGGCGAUUAUGCCAGCACCGGCUACUCCCAACCACAAUAUUCUAUGCCACCUCCGCAGGUAGCGUCUGGUGACAAUAAUUAUGGGUCUGCUCAAGGAAACUAUGGCCAAAGCAAUUAUGCUGGUCAAAAUAAUACACAAGACUGGAAUCAGCAGAGUUCAGCAGGAAAUGGUUCCUAUGGGAGUUCUCAAUCUUCAGGAAACAAUUAUGGUCAGAGCUAUGGUUCCAAUUAUGGAAGUGGAGGAGGAUAUGACAGAAAUGAGAGCAGUAACAAUUACAAUGUGAGUGGGGGGGAACGAGGAGGCAGCAACUAUGGUGGAGGUAGCCGUGGGGGAUCUGACUACGGAGGAGACCGGGGAGGCUCCAACUACGGAAAUGAUCGAGGAGGAUCAAACUAUGGCAGUGACCGCAGUGGCUCCAACUAUGGUGGGGACCGUGGUGGCUCCUAUGGGGGAGAUCGAGCUGGCUACAAUAGAGAUGGGGGGAAUAGAGAUGGAGGAUACAGUGGCGGCGGCAGGGGGGGUGGUUUUAAUAAAGGUGGCGGUGGCGGGUUUGGAGGAGACCGUGGUGGGGGCGGGGGUGGGGGUGACAUGGUAACACAAGAAGAUACAAUUUUUAUUCAAGGCAUGAACCCAAGUACCACAGAAGACGAAUUGUGCCAACACUUUGGAUCCAUUGGAAUUAUUAAGACUGACAAGAAGACGCAACGUCCAAAAGUCUGGAUGUACAAAGACAAAUCUACCGGCCUGCCCAAAGGUGAAGCUACUGUAACUUAUGAAGAUUCCAACGCCGCUAGCUCUGCUAUACAGUGGUUCGACGGAAAGGAUUUCAAUGGGUCAACCAUCAAAGUAUCUCUCGCUCAACGGCAAAACACGUGGGGAGGUGGCAAAGGAGGCGGCGGCGGAGGAUUCCGCGGUGGUCGCGGCGGAGGUGGAGGCCGAGGGGGCGGCGGCGGCGGGCGCGGGGGUGGCGGUGGAGGGGGACCACCCUCCGGCAACCGCGAAGGCGAUUGGCGCUGCCCUAACCCUAGCUGUGGGAACACCAACUUCUCGUGGAGGAAAUCUUGCAACAGAUGCAACGAAGAGAAGCCCGGUGGUGGCGGCGGUGGUGGUGGUGGUCCGCCUGAGCGUGGUGGUCGCGGUGGCGGCGGCGGGCGUGGCGGAGGACGGGGCGGCGGCGGGCGCGGCGGCGGCAGCUGGGGCGGGCGCGGAGACCGCGGCGGAGAUCGGGGCGGCGACCGCGGCGGUGAGCGACGUAGCUUCGGCGGCGGCGGCGACCGCAGUGGCGGCGGCGCUAUGCGUGGCGAUGGAGGGCGAGAUAGACAGAGACCUUAUUGAAUAAGUUACUUUUUAGCGUAAUUAUGUAUGUACUGUGACUGACUUAGGGUUUACCAACGAGUCAGAUUCCUUAGUAUGGUACGAAAGUAUCUGACCCCCUAUAAUGUACUAAUAUUGUCAAUAAAAUUGUCUAGUUCUUUAGCAAAUCUUCAUUAUUGAUCAGUACGAAACUAUAAAGUUUUAUUGUUCAUUGUAUGUAAUUAAGCUAGGCAUUUUAGGUUAAAGUGUCGUAAGUUAAUAAAUGUCUGAGUAAAAUAAACUUUUUUAAAUAUUU